AUGGUGACAUUCUUAUGGUUCCGAUCCUCCGAUCGGCACCACUCAUUCACAUUUUAUGAUUAUGAGGCUUGGUUUACAUGAGAAUUUAUCUGGGCAAGUCAAAUAAACAACUUGAAAGGGCACACCUACCUCUGACUUGUCCCUAGGGAAUAUAAAGGCCUGUGGUUUAUCACUUCUAUCCUGCAGCAGCGAAGGAGCCUUUAG
Molecule: messenger RNA, 204 nt
Organism: Blepharisma stoltei
Lineage: Eukaryota; Ciliophora; Heterotrichea; Heterotrichida; Blepharismidae
Source: the annotation of a GenBank genome assembly